This is a messenger RNA of Rhizopus microsporus ATCC 52813, 1863 nucleotides long. RefSeq names its product NOL1/NOP2/sun family putative RNA met. The record is from RefSeq and is a predicted model, not a curated record. Gene Ontology annotation, molecular function: rRNA (cytosine-C5-)-methyltransferase activity; RNA binding. The coding region runs from base 1 to 1863 and encodes 620 amino acids. The transcript is spliced from 3 exons. Gene Ontology annotation, cellular component: nucleolus. Lineage: Eukaryota; Fungi; Mucoromycota; Mucoromycetes; Mucorales; Rhizopodaceae. Gene Ontology annotation, biological process: rRNA base methylation; maturation of LSU-rRNA.
AUGGGACGCCGCGCUAAAAAUAAGCAACAAGAUCCUGAGCCUCUUGAAAAGCCUGAACGCACAGAACUUUCAAGACGAGCUAAAUCAAAACUUAAGAAACAACAAGCACUUGCUGAAAAGAAUAACAAGAAACGUCAAAGCACAGAAGAGGUUGAUUCCAAAAAGUCAAAGAAAGCCAAGACAGAGACCAAGAAGAAAGACACUGAUGGUGACGAUCUUUGGGAUAACCUUGAAGUUGUCUCCGAUGCUGAAGAUAGUGAGGACAUGGACGAAUUUGAAAUGGACGAUGAGUUUGAAAUGAACGGCAGUGCACAAGAGGAAGAAAGUGAACAAGAAGAUGAACAAGAAGAACAAAAAUAUUUCCCUAAAGCAGAUGCUGAUUUCCUGGGCUCUGAUUCAGAGCAAGAGGAAGAAGAGGAAGAAGAAGAAGAGGAGGAGGAGGACGAAGAGGAUGAUGAGUUUGAUGAAGAUGAAUUUGUUGAGGGACAAGCACUUGAUGAACGUACAUCUCGUAAAAUUGAAGCUCGCGCAGCCCGUGAAGCAGCUGAAGCUGAGGCCGAAUUAAGAGAGCAAGCCAACCAACAAGAAGAACUUGAAGAAGGCGAGCGAUACAAAUUACCUGAAGGAGAGGAAGCAGAAUUAGUGUCAGACAUCACUCUUGUUAGUCAGCGAAUUAAAGAUAUCGUGGGCGUAUUAAACGAUUUCAAGAAACUCCGUGACCUUAAUACAAGCCGUCAGGAGUAUGUCGAUCGAUUGAUCAAGGAUAUUGCCGCUUAUUAUGGAUACUCUGAAUUUCUGGCAGAGAAGCUGUUCCACCUCUUUCCUGUCUCCGAAGCUAUCGAAUUCUUUGAAGCCAACGAAGUAGCUCGUCCUGUGACCAUUAGAACAAAUACAUUAAAGACUCGUCGCCGUGAUCUUGCGCAAGCAUUGAUUAAUCGUGGUGUUAACCUUGAACCUAUUGGUAAAUGGAGCAAGGUGGGCCUUCAAGUAUUUGAAUCUCAAGUACCUAUUGGUGCUACGCCUGAAUACCUUGCUGGGCACUAUAUGCUUCAAGCUGCUUCUUCUUUCUUACCCGUCAUGGCAUUGGCACCUCAACCUAACGAGCGUGUGCUCGAUAUGGCAUCUGCCCCAGGUGGUAAGACAACAUAUAUUGCCGCACUGCAAAAGAAUACGGGAAUGGUAUUUGCCAAUGACGCUACAAAAGAUCGUUUAAAGAGUUUGGUGGCCAACAUUCAUCGUUUGGGUGUCAAGAAUGCUGUUGUAUGUAACUACGAUGGUCGUGAAUUCCCUAAGGUGAUUGGUGGCUUUGAUCGUGUCUUACUUGAUGCACCAUGUUCAGGUACUGGUGUUAUCUCCAAAGAUCCCAGUGUCAAACUAAACAAGACAGAGAAGGAUUUUAUUGAUAUUCCUUUCCUUCAGAAGCAACUUAUUUUAUCUGCCAUUGACUCCGUAGAUGCUAAAUCAAAGACAGGAGGCUAUAUUGUAUACUCAACAUGUUCCGUCACAGUAGAAGAGAACGAAGCAGUUGUCAAUUAUGCUCUUUUAAAACGUCCCAAUGUCAAAUUAGUGCCUACAGGACUUGACUUUGGUCGAGAAGGCUUUGCUUCAUACCGUGGAAAGACAUUCCAUCCUAGUCUCAAGUUGACACGUAGAUUUUAUCCUCAUGUACACAACAUGGAUGGUUUCUAUGUUGCUAAAUUCAAAAAGAUGGAUAACAAAUAUACAACAACAAAUGAUAAAGAUACUAAACAAGCAUCAUCUGAAUCUAAUGAAGAAACAAUAGGCUUUAAUGAUGAAGAAGAUGUCAAAUAUAUUGAAGAAACCAAAAUCACGCAAAAGAAGAAGAAGGGUUUAAAGGUGUAA